Molecule: messenger RNA, 7500 nt
Organism: Hemibagrus wyckioides
Lineage: Eukaryota; Metazoa; Chordata; Actinopteri; Siluriformes; Bagridae
Product: cytoplasmic phosphatidylinositol transfer protein 1-like
Exons: 9
Coding region: 630-1622 (330 amino acids)
Biological process (GO): phospholipid transport
Cellular component (GO): cytoplasm
Molecular function (GO): phosphatidylinositol transfer activity; phosphatidylinositol binding
Source: RefSeq, a predicted model, not a curated record
CGCGUGGUCAUCAUGCAGCGCGCGCUCCUGGUUAAAACUGCAGUGAAGUAAGUAUCGCGUCGUCGCCGGAGAAAACAGGCACGCGCCGAGGCUCUUCCUGCUAACUCGAACUUCUCGCGCAUCCCGACGAGGAAAAAAUCCGAGGAGGUUGUGCAACGAUUAUGUCUUUAAAUCUUGCCGAACCGCACUGAAACGUCAAACGGACCCGAUAAACCAAACCCCUUUCUUUCUUUUUAGUACACACACACACACACGCGCGCGCGCAGAAAAAAAAGAUGUGAGCGCGCGCGCUCGAGACGGAAAAGCUACAUUUUUUAGCAUUGUGACAGAUGAGUAAGGCUAGCGACCGCCUUCUUGUGCUUCACACAUCUGCCAGUGCCACGAAGACCGUGUACCGUUAACAUUUCAACAACGACAACAUUCUCGUUUUUUUAAAUAUAUAUAUAUGUAUAUAUAAGUUUAUUUUUUUUAAAGAACAAAACGUUACUUUCUCUGAAAGGCGAAGAAGAGGAGCAGCUCACCGAGCAAAAAUCUUCACAACUUCCCAUUCUUCUCGUCUGUAUUUUCAGGAUUUUUUUUAAUUUCCAUCUCUUCUCUUCACACUAAGUUUACACUCACAGACUGGGAACAUGUUGAUGAAAGAGUACCGAAUAUGUAUGCCACUGACUGUUGAAGAGUACAGGAUUGGGCAGCUGUAUAUGAUCAGUAAGCACAGCCAUGAGCAGAGUGAGCGAGGAGAGGGAGUGGAGGUGGUGCAGAACGAGCCCUUCGAUGACCCCACACAUGGCCAUGGCCAGUUCACCGAGAAACGUGUCUACCUCAACAGCAAAUUGCCCAGCUGGGCGAGAGCAGUGGUGCCCAGAAUCUUCUAUGUGACGGAAAAAGCCUGGAACUAUUAUCCUUACACCAUCACAGAAUACACAUGUUCGUUUUUGCCAAAGUUCUCCAUCCACAUAGAAACCAAGUAUGAAGACAACAAAGGGUGCAACGACCAUAUCUUUGAAAAUGAGCUGAAGGACCAGGAGCGGGAAGUUUGUUUCGUAGAUAUCGCUUACGAUGAGAUUCCAGAGCGCUACUACAAGGAGUCAGAGGAUCUGCGCCUUUUUAAGUCGGAGAAGACGUCACGCGGCAUGCUGCAGGAAGGCUGGCGGGACACGCAGGAUCCCAUCAUGUGCUCCUACAAGCUCGUCAGCGUAAAGUUCGAGGUCUGGGGCCUGCAGACCCGCGUCGAGCAGUUCGUACACAAGGUGGUGAGGGAUGUGCUGCUGCUGGGCCACAGACAGGCCUUUGCUUGGGUGGAUGAGUGGAUCGACAUGACAAUGGAUGAGGUGAGAGAGUUCGAGCGUAGGAUCCAGGAGGCCACUAACCAGAAGAUCGGCAUGUUCCCUCCGUCCAUUUCCAUUGGUGAGACACCGCUCUCGUCUCUGGCCCCCACCGGCCCGGCCAGUGCUCCAUCCACCCCGCUUUACACCGACGCCCCCGAGUUCCUCUCCGUCCCUAAAGAGCGACCUCGCAAGAAAUCCGCCCCUGAAAUGCUCACUCUGCCAGAACCCGGCCAGUCGGUGCCUGUUCCAGCCCCUAACCACGCCUCUCUCAGCCCUGAGUCCAACGAGACGGAGUGAUUGGGUCUGUGCCACGCCCUCAUUGUGACUUCUUCCUUCAAUCAGGAUUUUGUAAACACAGUUCAGUCACUCGGCUCCUUCCACUUUGCUCCGUGUUACGAAUCUCUAAAAGACUCCAGUUUCUGACCAUGUAAACGGGCUUCCUCCCUGCAAGGUAGCCUCUGACUCGACAGUUUAUAUUUUCUCAUAUUUGAAAAAUAAUGUUAAAUAUCUGCAUUAUUGUGAUAUGUUUUUUUUUUCUUCUGUCAUAAGUUUAAAGAAAAACAGACCAUAAAAGCUAUUAUUAAGGCUUGUUGUAAAGUACUUGUUGUUAUUUUUAUUUCUCCCAUCAUCUUUACAUGAAAUCGUCUAACACGAUACCUGUUGUGGCUUAAAAUACGGUUGCCUUAGCAACUACGAAGCAGGUAUUCCCUGAUUAGGAUCAUGGAUUAACACGAGGUGUCAUUUUAAAGUAAAAGUUUGUAAUAUUCAGAAUUAUUUUCUACCUAUAAUGAGAUUUGACAUGCCCUUUCCUUUUCUUCGCUACCGACUCCAUUCCUCUGUGUCGAGAAUGCCUUAUAGUUUACCUUUUAGGAGAAAAAAGGAACAGCGCUAUAGUAUACAGUAGUAAGAUCUAUUAUUGUAGAUUAUAAUGAAAUAUUUUUCUCUCAAUUAUACAAUGAUGGUAGGGGUAGAAAUCUUUCAUUUUUAAAUUACAAACUGCAUCUUUAAUCAAUGACAUCUCACAACAUUGAGGAAGAUAAAAUACUCAAAGAUGGACAAUGGGGGUCCAAAAGUCUGAGACCAUUCAUGAGAAAGCUUGUAUUUUGCAUUCUUUUACAAUUUAAGGCUUUUUUUAUUUAGUUGAAAAGUAGAAUCUUUACAUGCAUUUCAGAAUUUCUAAAUAAUUGAUAUUGUGCUUGUAAUGACGUUGUUCACUCAUGAUUAUUGAACGCUUUCAUCCAGGUCAUUUAGUGUGACCUCAGACUUUUGGACUUUUCCCCAAAAAAAUUAGUAGCUCAAUCCUUUUCUUUUCUUUUCUUUUCUUUUCUUUUUCUUUUUUGUAACUCACUUCCAUUUUAUCUGUAUCCACACGCAUGCAAAUCCGCCUAAUCAGAACGCUUCUCAGGUCUUCAUAGGUGCCAGCCUUUCCAAAGCCACGGCAGGAAAAAAAAUUCUCAGAUAUUCCAAUAACACAGCCAUCCAGGAUUCCAGGGUUUGUUCUUACAAGCCGGAUUUGUCUUAACGGAUGUCUUAGAUUUACUUUAUACGACUUCUUCGCAGCCAGUGCUACAAAAUAUACUCAAGCUUUUUUUUGGAAGCAGCUUAUAUGACAAUCUGACCAUUACCCACAGCAGGGGUACGGGACGCUCAUACAGAUCCAUGGGGUAGGAAAUCUAGCGGGUCAUAAUGUUUUAAUCAAUCCUACAGUUAAUGUAGAUUUUCUGGAUUUUGCUGAACAUAAAUCAAACGUAGGGACUGAGUAUAUUAUCGAAGCGAGCAUGUCUAUCUGCAUGUAUGAAUGGAGUCUAACCUUUCACAAUGCCCUUUAGAUGCCUGAUGAUUUUACCUCCAGCUUUUAGAAUAAUACCAGAUACCAGUGAACAGGGAAAUACCUUCGUUAUUUUUCAUUUGUAUCCGUUUCUGUGGUGCACGUUCUUGGUUAGAGGGAAUGAAGGUCAGGAGAAACAAAAAUGUGACCGUUGAUCCUGGCUGCACACCUAACGCUUUCCGAACCUAGCUGCUGCUUCCCCUUCCAUCGUAGACGGGGUUUAUUAAAAGCUGCAUGGACUGUUCACAGGCUCUGUAAAGUCCUGUGUAUAUGCAUACAAGAGGCAGGGACUGCUGGCGACUUCAGUCGGAUUUAUAUAUAGACGAAAGUGCACUGAGCAUGCUCCGAACCAUACAGCAGCUCCAACAGUGCCUCUGCAUGUACAUGUAAAUACAUCGAUCAGUAGAUCUCUAUACAGAUGUCUUUAAUCAUUCUUGAAACUUUUAUGUAGUUUUCUCUCUCUCUCUCUCUCUUUUUUUUUUAAACGACUAAGAGGAAGUGUGAAGCACCUUGAAUUAUAUUUUAUUUUAACUUGCACCCAGAGCCAUUUUUGUCUAAAGAAGAAAAAUACUUGACCAUGCUGCUACGUGAGUCUUUAAUACCAUCCUAAACUCUAUGAUCCAGGAAAGCGUUUUUAGUUUUGAAACACAGUUUAAGUGUUUGUUUUUUCAGUAGGCUAAAGAGGUAAAAAAAAAAAAAAAAUACUUCCCAAUGUUUUAUUUCUGCAUUGGGCAUGCGUCGAUAUCAAAUUUUAAUUCCUUUUAUGAAGCUUAAGUUACCAGGGUUUGUUAUAAUACACAGUAUUGUAUUAAAAUGACCACAAGUAAGUUCUCAUACAGCAGAGUUGCCUCAAAAGCCUAAAACUAGACCUGAAACUAUUUUGGACAAUGGAAAUGGAGAGACCCUUUUUUGUUCUUUUAUAGUCAGACUUUGCCUGGGAAACCCUGUAGUGCACACAUUUCUAAUUUUGUGAUAUAUUUUACAUUUAAAUAAACACUGUAUGCGUGGUAAACAGUUUCCUUUGGUUUGCCGUUUGCUAAAAUCCAGUCGAUUUCAUUCCGCUUUAAAACAAGAGCUUUUAAACUGGUCUUAUAAAAUCGACCACCACUCCAUCAAAACCAGCCCUGUUUGGUGGAAUAAAUGUGGCUCUGGCAACCCUGCUGUAUGGACGAAGACACACCAGUGGUCCUUAAGGUCAAAUGAUUAGAGUAGAAUUGUGUUUGUGUUGACUUUAAAAGUUGUUAAAGGUACAGUCAGUGGUUUUGAAGCGAACCGUUUCGGAAAAAUGAAAUCGAAUUAGUGUGAACAUGAAUCGAACGGGUGGUCAGUUCAUGUAGGAACAAAGAUCAUUUCCGUGUUGUCCCUAAAAACACAGUGAUGGUAAACUGGAGCAAGCAACUCACCAGUCUAAUGUGCCACAGAUACCAGUUUCACCUCUAAACAGAUAUUUUACUCCCAGUUAUUAAUGAAUAUGAACUAGACCUUUUCACCCUAUGAUCUAAAAAAAAAAAAAAAAAUCACUGACCGCACCUUUAAGCAUUGAUUUCGAUUGGUGACAAAAAAUUUCUUGUCAUCCUUCCAGACCCCUUUUAGGGAUCGGAGGUAAGAAAUUAGAAAUAACUUGUGUAGCUUACAUAUUGUCCAAACUAGGGAGCUGUAGAGGUCAGCAGUCCUUCUCCCGCCUUCUGAACUCUCAUAAGCACUGUACAGUAAUGCUGCCUUGCCACAUGGUGAUAUUUUUAACACGUUGAUGAUGACAAUAUUGUGCUGGUUUUAUUUUCAUAUCACGGUUUAAUUACAUAGUGUAGUUGAUAUAGCUGGAGGAUGAAUGGACUAACAGCAAUUUAUGUAAGAGCAAGGAGAGGUUUAUAUGAUUUGAGUUGUACAGCUAUGUUUUUUUUUUUUUUUACUUGAGCAGAUCCUUAGCUGCAAAAUAUUAAUAAAUCCCUUCUAGAACAGAUGCCAGUGAGUGAACACUGAGUCUGACAUGGAGGGGUGUCUAGACUCUUAAAAUUGCUGAAAUUGUUGCCACAGCAAUAACUGUGUGUUUCCUAGAACAAUCCAUGGUAUUAGUCCACCUACAGUAUGGUGUUAUCGUAGGAAUGAUCACGAUCAUUAUCAGGCAUGGAGAUAUAUAAUGUCUAUACGGCUCUAAAGGAACCCAAUGAUCCUGUUGAGAUCAUGACAACAUGGCUGUUUCUCCAACCCUAGGAUCCUAAUCGGCGCUUUAAAUAAUCCCUUUUCGAUGUCAAAUAUUUAGUUUAUUAACCCAGUUAAACCUCAGCACUAUGUACUUUUGCACCACGAUGCCAGGAAAAUGAUUUCUAUCCAAAUCCGCCGCUGUGCUUCUGCCUGAGCUGGGUUUGUACAUAUUAUUUUGUACAGUUUUUGGUUUUUUUUGUAAAGAUUUGCCAUGUGGGCGUGAAGUGAAAACCCGUUUCAAAUAGAUAUUUUGUUUGCUUGUUAAUGGAAAGUUGUUAUUUUGAACUUUUCUUGCUUGAGUUGUUUGAACUGCGAACACGCGACUGCCUGGACGGUCAACAAAAAUGAGCCAGAUGGAAUCUGUAUUCGCUAGCCUUGCUUUCUGUUGCGAAAUUUCUCGUUUAGAGGGGUAGCAUGAUGUAGAAAAAAACAAUUAUUCAAGAUUUAAUGGUUGUUUUUUGUUUGUUUUGUUUUGGAAUUUUCUAUAUAUAUAUAUUUUUUUUUUUUUGUACAUUUUGAUAAGUAGUGAUUUUGUCAUGUUCGUGUUUCUGCGGUUUGCUCUUCCCUUCCUCUGUGGCCUGUUCUCUAUCAGUAGCAGUGAGGUGAUUUAGUCGUCAAAAUCUAAUCAGCCCUGCUCACCGUCUGAGGCAUUAGUUCUUACUGAACGUUUACAUCUAAUCGGAAUGAAACACUCAAUGAGGAUUGAACUAUUACUAUUCAAUUUAUCCAAAUAUUCACUUUACCUCAUAAUUACAAUGAGGUGCAUGUUGAUAUCCGUAUACACCGAUCAGGCAUAACAUUAUGACCACCUGCCUAAUAUUGUGUUGGUCCCAAUUUUGCUGCCAAAAACAGCCCGGAUCCGUCAAGGCACCAAGAUGUUAGCAGCAGGACUUACCCGGUUCACCACUGUUCCUUCCUAAUAGAUACUGACCACUGCAGACCGGGAACACCCCACAAGAGCUGCAGUUUUGGAGACGCUCUGAUCCAGUGGUCUAGCCAUCACGAUCUGGCCCUUGUCACACUCGCUCAAAUCCUUACACUUGCCCAUUUUUCCUGCUUCUAACAUCAACUUUGAGGACAAAAUGUUCACUUGCUGCCUGAUAUAUCCCACCCACUAACAGGUGCCAUGAUGAGGUGUGAAUAACAUCAGUGUUAUUCACUUCACCUCUCAGUGGUCAUAAUGUUAUGCCUGAUCGGUGUAUAUAUUCUUAGAAAUAAUGUUUAUAGUCCCCGAUUUUUUUUUUUUUGGUUUGGUUUAAGAUGUUCUCGAGAGAUUUCUCUAAUAUUUACAAAUACAUUGCAUACCUGCCUCACUGACAAACAGUUAAAAAAUAAAUAAGUCACAUGAUUGUUAUUCGAAUUCCACUCGAACUGAGGAGAGACAGCGAUGUAGCUUCUAUCGGCAGGCAUUUAAAUUUUGUUUAAGAAACUAGCAAAAGGAACCCCCUGUGUAGCGCACAUCCAUUAAUAAUAGUAAUAUUAUAGAAGAUCUCAUUUCAGAGACAACGAGCAGGACGCUGGCUGAAACUCCACAAUCGUUCCUGUAAAUCCAUCCGAGUUUGAAUAAACGCGGCCUUCCUCACGUAGACAGAUUCACAUUCAUUCACCUCUGCAGCCUCUGUCGAAAACAAAAAGCAGGGAAGUGAGGAUAUAUAUAUAUUUUUUUUUGAAGAUGUCCAUGACUAUACUGUUAGCUGAAUAUAUUUGGAAGCAAUUAUACGUCCAAUUCAUGACAAAAAAAAAAAGUUUUUUGUUUUUUGAACUUUCUUCUCAGCAGAUUAAGCAUUAAAUCUGAAGCCAUAACAUUAGAAAUCCUAAUGUGACUUUCGGUUCUGGAUUCUGUCCAGUUUGAGCAUUUAUUGUUUUAUCUUAGAAAAAGAAGAAUUCUCUUCAGUUUCAUUCCUCAAGUGUCGCUUUGCCGUCCAGGCCUAAAGGAGAGGACCAAGCGUAUUCAUUUCAUUUUUAGCCAUGAAGUUCUGCUGAUGUCAUGAUGCCCACCAAGGCAGCCUCCUUCCUAAUAGAGUCCUCAUCCACGACCAAGUGCCGUCCUUUAUAGCCUCUUUAGGUUCUUGUAUAUUUUGUUCGGAUUUGUUGUAAUUAUUGUUUUCCUAAUUCUUGUAGCAAAUAAAAACUGACUUGCUAUGA